CAACUGGGAACAAGCAGUGCGAACACAACUUGUUGACAGCUUGUGAACAGAUUUGUAACAAGUUGUUUGCAAACCUGCAACAACUUGUGCGUUUUUACGUGUGUACACACGUAAAAGUCUCACAACUUGUCAACAAGAUGUGUUCGCAACAAGCUUGUAGCAAGCUUGUCAACAAGUUGUAACAAUGCUGUUAUUUUAUCAAGUUGCUACAAGGUUGUUACUCACAACUUGUUAUCAAAUUGUUGAAUUGCAGGACGAGAACAAGUUGUUGGAACAACAUGUAAAAAGUCUGUUGAGCAAAACAACCUUGUAGCAAGUUGUCAACAAGCCGUUAACAACUUGUCAACAAGCUGGGAACAAGCAGUUCGAACACAUCCUUGGAACAGCAUAACAGCAUUGCACAACUGCUGCUGCAGUUUGUUACCUUAUCCAGCUUUUACAUAUAGAGCAGUGUAUUAGGGCAGUGCAUGAUAAGCACUGUUACUUUAGGAUAUAUGUAGGAUCUUGAAGGACAUUCGUUGGUUUUCAAUAUGGCGACAAAAACUACAAUUUCAGGUUUUGAAACAAUUCGAGUCAAAUUUGACAAAAAUACAGAAGCUUUUCACGUUAUGUAUUUGAAAAGUCAUUCUGUGAGAGAGGAGAACAAACAUACGCCAAAUGGUAGGACGUUAUUCGUGUUAAAUGUGCCUCCUUAUUGCUCAAAGGUUGGUAGAAUUUUCAUCUUUUCACAUGAUAGAUUAAUAUAAAACACAGAUCAUUCGUCUAGACGUGUAAUUCCUCUGAUGGAUCAGACGCCAUAGUGUAAAUACAAAUCAAGGCGAAUUUGCCAAAGGAACUGGCUAGAAUACUGAGAAUGGACCACAAGUUUGUCAAUAAUCAAUCUUUUAUAAAUAUUAUAAGGUGUAAAGGUGUAUUAAUACCCUCCAAUCUUCAUAUUUGGCAGAAAUGGACCCCAUAAUUGAAAUCUUUAUGCUAAAAUUAGUCUGUACCGAAAAUGUCAUGAUGAUUGGAUAUUCAGCACGUGAGUUUAUACAGCAUUUGGAAUUAUUUUUACUAUAGAUUUGUAUGGAAUUUCCACUGCAAUGAAGAUUUUCCAAUUGCCAUAACUCUCGUCCUAAAUGUCCAAACAUCAUAAAGUUUUUAGCUUGGACUAAUUUGAGUAUGACGAUUUCGAUUGGGUCAUUCCAGAAAACAUCCAUACCACCCCCACAGAGGAAAUUGGAAGUGAACACCCCUACCCCCUUCGGAUGUCCUAAUACAUUUACUAUUAUCACAAACAAUGUUUUCUCCCCUCCCCCUCCGGACGGCAGAAAUUUCCUCCGUGGGGAAAUGUGGAUCUUUUCUGGAACGACCCAUUCUGAGAACCAUUUUUGGCAAAGAUCUGUAGAUAGUGCGAUGAAAAAUUUGAUGACAUCGGAUCAGAGAAUGGCUCAUUUAAUGACUGUAUAUUUUAGGCUGCGCUACGGAAUGUGUUUGCUGGUUGUGGUGCAAUUCAGAAUAUACACAUUCAGAAACAGCCUGGUCCAGUCACUGAAAAAAAGAAAUCGUUUUUCAACCUGGAAGAUAAAACAAUAGUAUGUUUAAAAUUAAUAGUACAUGUUUUCCAUUGUGGAAUGAUAUUAUUGGCAGUUUUAUUUAAGUUGCUAUUUUCUGUCAGAUAUUUAACCCAUUGAGUGGCAACACUCUCCACUUGACGAGUAAAAUUGUCUGGCGAUAGACAGAGUAAAAUACUAAAGUAGGGUGUAUUUAAUUUGAACCUUGCUCUUGACCAUGUGAUUGUCUUAUUUUGAAGGGAUUUAAGGGUGCAUAUGUAGUUUUCAAGAAGGAAUCUUCACUACAAAAAGCUCUGCAGUUGAGCUCGGAAAUAAGAUAUUUUUCAACUGAAGAUAAACCUAUUGAAACUGGAAUAAACAGUAAGUUUUUUGCUGAUGGUUUAUGUCCUAGGUCUAUUCAUAGUUGGGCGUAAAAAAAAAUAUCUGUGGUUCCGGUUCCCGACCGACCCUAUUUUUUUCUGCCGACCCUAUUAUUUUUUCAACUUGAUUGACCAUGCGACCCUAUUUUCUCCGGGUGGUUGCAGGUUGCUGCCAAAAUGGCGUCUGUUCUCACACUAAUUAUUGAAAGAACUAUGAAAAAAAAUAUUCAAAAAAAAAUUAUUUCCGACCUACCGACCCUAAUUUUUUUGCGAUAUGAAACCGGAACCACAGGUUUUGUUUUUUUACGCCUUGUUAUAUAUUUCUUAUUUGAUCACAUUUUCAGAGUGGUGCAAGGAAUAUGCUUCGAAUUAUCCAAACGCAACAAAACUACAGAAAGAAAUAGAUCAAUUUAUGGAAGAAUUUGACAAAAAAAAAGAAGAGGUAUUUAACCCACUGAGUGGCAGUGCUCUCUCUGUAAAGUAAAAUCAUCUGGUGUUAGUAAUAAAUAUAAGUAAAGUAAAGCACAUCAAGAUAUAUUGUCGCUUAAUAAAGGCUUAAUAUAUGAUUGACAUCCAUAUUUUGUUAAGUAUCUUGGAGAACAUUGUACUAAUAAAAUGCCCGGCUGGCAAAUGUAUGAUGAGUAGCAGGGCUCAUAGUUUACUGAAAACUUGCUUCAGAGAGGGACCAUCUUUAACUCAUUUAGUGCCAGUGUUCUUCCCUUGACAAGUAAAAUCAUCUGGCAUUAGACAGAGUAAAUUGGCUUGC
Paramuricea clavata is the source of this 2678-nucleotide messenger RNA. Lineage: Eukaryota; Metazoa; Cnidaria; Anthozoa; Malacalcyonacea; Plexauridae. The record is from the annotation of a GenBank genome assembly.